This is a messenger RNA of Cajanus cajan (pigeon pea), 2106 nucleotides long. Its product is annotated as BTB/POZ domain-containing protein SR1IP1. Lineage: Eukaryota; Viridiplantae; Streptophyta; Magnoliopsida; Fabales; Fabaceae. The record is from RefSeq and is a predicted model, not a curated record. Gene Ontology annotation, molecular function: protein binding.
CUCAACGCUUAAUUAUAUUUUGCCCCUCCUCCAACUCAUAACGUCCAUAGUACCACUCAUAUAACAUAUUCCUCGAGGUACCCUCACUAGCCUUGAUUUUCUUGCAUGCAACAAGACCCUACUUUGGAAUUUCAUAAACUUUUGAUGUGCUUCGCUCCUAACUCUCCUAGUUCGUUCAGUUCACCAUGGAGCUUCUCAUUAUUCCAAUAAAUUUUCAAAGGGAUAUUAUAAAUGAGCUAUAAAUCUGUCUCUGACAUGGUCGAUGCUGACAAGAGAAAUCUACGCCAGCUGCUAGUGACUUGUCUCUGAAAGAGUUACGAGUUUUUUCUUUCUUCUAGUGUCAUGAAGAGAACAAAUGAUCAAUGGGCUUUUUCUCAUGAGGUUCCUAGUGAUAUCACUGUUCAAGUUGGUGAAGUUUCCUUUUCGUUACAUAAGUUUCCAUUAGUUUCCAAGAGUGGAUACAUAGGGAAACUCGUGUCAGAAUGCAAGGAUGAUGAUGGUUCUUCAUUCAUUGAACUCUACGAUGUCCCUGGUGGAGCAGAAGCAUUUGAACUUGUAACAAAGUUCUGCUACGGGGUAAACUUCGAAAUAAGUGUUGAAAACAUUGCCAUGCUUCUGUGCGUGGCAGAGUAUCUUGAGAUGACAGAGGAUUAUUGUGUUGGAAAUUUGGUGGGAAGGGCCGAUUCGUAUUUGAAUGAAGUGGCACUCAAGACUAUUUCAGGGGCUGUGUCUAUCUUACACGUGUCAGAACGCCUCCUUCCAAUUGCAGAGAAAACAAAAUUGUUGAGUCGAUGCAUAGAUGCUAUUGCGUUCAUAGCUUCCAAGGAGAGUCAAUUGUGUUCAUCUAUGAGAAGUGACAUUAGCAGUGAUGGCAUGGCUUCUAACCAAAGGCCAGUGGUUCAUUGGUGGGCUGAAGAUCUCACAGUUCUCCGAAUUGACAUAUUCCAAAGAGUUCUAAUUGCAAUGAUGGCACGAGGGUUUAAACAGUAUGCUCUUGGUCCUGUCAUAAUGCUCUAUGCACAGAAAUCUCUACGAGGUUUGGAGAUAUUUGGAAGGGGUAGGAAGAAGAUUGAAGUUGAAGCACAAGAAGUGCACGAGAAGAGGGUAGUUUUAGAGACACUAGUGAGCCUUCUGCCAAGGGAGAAGAAUGCAAUGUCAGUGAGCUUUCUUUCCAUGUUGCUUCGGGCAGCAAUAUAUCUCGAGACAACCAUUGCAUGCAGGCUUGAUUUGGAAAAGAGGAUGGCCCUGCAGUUAGGACAAGCCGUUUUAGAUGAUCUUCUCAUUCCUUCUUAUUCCUUCACCGGGGACACAUUGUUCGAUGUAGAUACAGUGCAUCGAAUCAUCAUGAAUUACCAGCAAUCUCAAAAUGAAAACCAUUCACCCUAUAGUGCAGAUGAUGAGUACUUUUCUCCUCCCCAAAGUGACAUUUAUCGGGUUGGAAAGUUAAUGGAGAACUACCUUGCUGAAAUAGCCACCGACAGAAAUUUAGCUGUUUCGAAAUUCAUCACUCUUGCUGAACUAAUUCCUGAACAAUCAAGAUCAACAGAAGAUGGGAUGUAUAGAGCCAUAGACAUCUAUCUUAAGGCUCAUCCUAUUCUGAGCGACAUGGAGAAGAAGAAAGUGUGCAGCGUGAUGGACUGCCAGAAGUUAUCACGUGAGGCAUGUGCACACGCUGCUCAAAACGACAGGCUUCCCGUGCAAACGGUGGUUCAAGUUCUCUCCUACGAACAGCAACGUCUUCGCGAUUCCAUGGACGACAACACUGUAGGUUGGGAUUCUUCAAAGUUUCGCGACAAGGCUAAUCCCGUGUCCAACGAGGUCUCCAUCUUACGAAGAGAAAACGAAGACCUGAAGCUAGAGAUAGUGAAACUGAAAAUGAAACUAAAAGAGAUUGAGAGAACUUCAAUUAGAUCAGCAUCAAGUAGUCCUGUGAUAUAUGCUUCUUCACCCUCCUCUGAUAAGCCUCCUCUGCCUCGAAAAUCAUUCAUGAACUCAGUGUCCAAAAAGCUAGGGCGUCUUUCUCCUUUCCCACGUGGCGGUGCUAACGCAACCCCUCUCAAAGGUCGCGUAAAGCCUGAUAAGAAUCGACGCCAUUCCAUAUCCUAA